This is a messenger RNA of Nymphaea colorata (pocket water lily), 2971 nucleotides long. RefSeq names its product mannosyltransferase APTG1. Gene Ontology annotation, cellular component: endoplasmic reticulum membrane. Gene Ontology annotation, molecular function: alpha-1,2-mannosyltransferase activity. Gene Ontology annotation, biological process: GPI anchor biosynthetic process. The record is from RefSeq and is a predicted model, not a curated record. The coding region runs from base 1122 to 2762 and encodes 546 amino acids. NCBI's taxonomy places the organism in Eukaryota, Viridiplantae, Streptophyta, Magnoliopsida, Nymphaeales, Nymphaeaceae. The transcript is spliced from 11 exons.
CUUUGUUGUAGAAGUUGUGGCCUUACUGGACCCGGGUCGGUGCCCCUGAGGGAUGAGACCCGACCCAAGCUGCUUCAUUUCCGUCCUUCCACAGCAAGCGAAAGAGCCCGAAUCGUCUGUCUGUCCAACGAGCUUGACAAGUCGCAUCGUCGCCUAAUGGCAACCAGGGUCCCGCCGUCGCCCACCGGCAGCCCACCGUGUGAGUCUGUCUGUCUCUCUCUCUCCCGCCGUCGUCCAGCCAGAUCCCGCCGUUGCCCACCAGCCGCAGGCCGCAUGACUCUCUCCCUCUCUUCUUCUUCUUCUUCUUCUUCUUCUUCUUGAUUUGGGGGAUUUUCCUUUGGCCAUUUUGGGCGCUUGGCCACUUUGGGGUUUGGAUGUGUGGGGAUUUUUUGUUGGUCCUGCUUCGUGCUCUUGAUUUUUUUGUCUUUCACAUUGUAUUGGAGCUGUAUAUGUCUUUGUUUUAUGCAUCUGUUUACAGGGCACUUUUCAGUAUAAAUGCACGUACCUGUUGGUAGACAUCUUUGUGGCAUGAUCGUGGGCCAUAAUCAUUUCAAAUGUCUAAUUGAUGUAUUCUUUUUCAUGAAACUUGGAGAAUUUGAUUUAACGGUGGUUUGACGCUUAUGCUGAUUACAUUCCGCAUUGAUGAUCAUCAAAUCAUCAAUUACUUGGGAGAUUUUGUUUUACCUCUGUUUUAAAUUUUUGAUUGUCCUUAUCUAUUAUUUGUAAUUGUGUCUUGCUAAUGAUUGUAUUUUUCUGUUGCAAUUAUCUUUGCAUGCGCACCAGAGGCAUGGUAAAACAUGUUCUUUUUCACAGGCUUGUGUAAAUGUUAUUGGCUUGAAUAACAUUCUAAAGUAAUUGGGAGGAGCUACUUUUUCUUGGUCUGCAAAAGUCACUGAGGGCGUGUUUGAUUGCCUAGAUAAAGUAUCAGGGAUGCUCUUGCUGUUUAGGCAAACGCAAAACUAUAGGUGAGACCAUUUAAAUGCUUGAGAUCAAGGAUAUAGCAGUGGCAGCCUGGCUGCAUUCACGUCUAUAAUAAUAUGCUUCUAUUGCACUGGGAGACUGAGAACAUGGUUUCUUUUCUAGUUUGAGAAUUCCAGUUUUCCGUUUGCUCUUACUGAGAGAUGAUGAGGAGGAGGUUUGAUGUCAAGGAGGAGGCAGGAGAGGAGCUGCAGGAACUCCUCAAGGGAGAUAGAACACACUCUGUUAGUCAGAAAUCUAUAGAUAAUCCUCCUCCUGUGAUCAAGGUGUUCGGAAUUUGUCUUGUCUUCAGAAUUGCCAAUGCCCUCCUUAUUCAUACCUACUUCAAUCCUGAUGAGCACUGGCAAUCUCUCGAGGUUGCACAUCGCAUUGUCUUCGGCUACGGUCACAUGACGUGGGAAUGGAGUGCAGGCAUCCGCAGUUACUUGCAUCCCUUGAUCUUUGCCUUCUUCUAUAAAUUGCUUUGGUUCUUUAAUUUGGACACUCCCUCCAUGAUGGUGAUGGCGCCACGGGUUUAUCAGUCCUUUUUUGCUGCAAUUGGUGAUGCCUACUUUUAUCGGCUUUCAUAUAGCAUUUUUGAUAAGCAAACUGCAGAUUGGGCUCUGCUUUCACAAUUGACGAAUUGGUUUAUGUUUUACUGCAUCACACGAACUUUAUCAAACAGUCUGGAAGCUGUGCUUACCAUCAUGGCCAUAUACUAUUGGCCCUCUUUGAAGUGCUCACAGUCUCCACCUUAUGAGCUUCGAAGAACUUCACGGAAGGUUGCUUUGGUGCUAGCUGCAUUUGCUUGUGCUAUUCGACCAACAAGUGCUGUAAUAUGGAUAUAUCUUGGCACUUUGCACUUGUUUGAGACACGUGAUAAAGUUAAAUUUGUGUUCAUGGAAGUAAGCCCAAUAGGGGCUUCUGUACUUGCUUUGGCAUGUCUUUUUGACCGAUGGAUGUAUGGCUCUUGGGUUUUUGUUCCUCUUAACUUUGUUAAGUUCAACUUUUUCUCUUCUGGUGGAGAUUAUUAUGGAACACACAAAUGGCACUGGUACUUCUCGCAGGGCUUUCCGACAAUGCUCUUCACCUUUGCACCAUUUACAACAAUUGGCAUCUGGCAGUCUAAGGAGUGGAAGCUGUUUGGUCUUAUUGCAUGGGUUCUAGGAGUUUACAGCAUCCUUGGGCACAAAGAAUUCAGGUUCGUCUUACCAGUUCUUCCCAUAGCUCUGUUGUUCUCCGGUUAUACAUUGGCCAAAAUUGGGAAAUGCCACUCGGUGGAAUUAAAUUGCAAGGGAAUUGGAAGGACAAAACAAGCUCAUGACUUCAAGAAAAAAUGGGCCAUCUUGUUUCUGCUGUUAAGCAAUCUCCCGAUGGCCUUCUACAUGAGCAUGAUUCAUCAGAGAGGAAGUGAAGAUGCUAUGGCUUUUUUGGCUAGAGAAGCUGCGAUUGGAAAGGUCCACAGCGUCCUUUUCUUAAUGCCUUGCCACUCUACUCCCUAUUAUUCAACUCUCCACCGAAACAUAUCCAUGCGUUUUCUCGAUUGCUCUCCAAGUGCUGAGGAAGGUUAUGUGGAUGAGUCUGAUAGUUUCUUAUUGGACCCAGCGAAAUUUACCUCGCUUAUGGCAUUAGACUGGAAACAGCCGAGUCAUAUUUUGUUGUUUGAUUCUCAAGAACGACAUCUGAAGGAUUUCCUAACUUCACACUCUUACAAGGAGCAGAUUAGAAGAUUUUUCCAUGCCCAUUUUAAAGUUGAUCGUGAUCUUCAAGCAGCUGUUCUUGUAUAUGCUUUGGUGGAAUGUUGAACUUGUUGCUUCGCAGGUCUGUCCUCUGCAAUUGGUAUUAAUUGGCACCUUUACUGACUGCCCUUACUGACUGAAAUCUUGCUCAGGUGGAAGGCUGGUUUUUGAUAGAGCGGCAUCCAUUACAUUGUUGUACAAACUAGUAAAUUUUCAUCGUGCAGUUUAUUGGUGUUUGGUUGAAAUGAAGCAUCCAUGACAUACAUUUUCUUCAA